CAACAGCUGCUUUCGUUCCGUUCACCCAAGACUUCCGUGAUGUCCACCGAAACCCUAGCGCCGGAUGAGGUCCAGCGGCUGUGCCGGUUGUGCCUGACCGACGAUGACUUGCAGUGUGCGCUCUUUGGCGCGGAUUCCAACUCCAACCUGGCCCAGAAGAUCUUGGAGUGCACUUCCAUCCAGAUUGAAAACAUUCCUGGAGUUCCGGGAUUUCUGUGCGAGGUGUGCAAAUCCAAACUGGUCAUUUGCUCGCAGUUUAUUUCACAGUGUUUGAAGACGGAUCAGAAAAUUAGAAGGAUUUACGCGAAGCAAUUUGAGCAGUUUGCGAAAUCGCACGAGAAAAUUAUCAGCAAAGAAAGCAGCCAGAUUGAAAUACUGGAUUAUUUUGUGGAAGAUCCAGCUUCUACCGAGGUGGACGGAAAGCAAGGCUUCCUAAUUGAAGUUAUAGAAGAAGCAGAAGAGCUUGAAGAAUCGCAAAAUGAUCAGAGAGUGACUGAAACCGAGCUAUCACUGGAUGAAAGUUCAGUGAAGUUGGUCAACCUGGAGCAGGAGGAGAAUGACCCCUCCUGGGAACCUCAGGUUAUGAAUAAAAUAAAUUCAGAAGAAAUUGAAUUGCUGGAAGCUCCUUCGGAGAAAGAUUGCGCUAAGAAAGUGCAAGAAGAGUCACUUUCUGGGCAAGAUGAAACUCUAACCCCAAAUAAUAAGUCCAAAAACAGGGUAAAAAGCAGCAAGUGCACCAUUUGUGGAAUCCCUCAACAAAACAUGAAACAGCACAUGGCCGUUCACACCGGCAUCAAGAAACACGUCUGCCAGUUCUGCAACAAAGCGUUUGCCCAGCGGGGAAAUCUAACGAUCCAUCUGAACAUUCACACCGGAAAUAAGCCCCACAAGUGCGAUCAGUGCACGAAGAGCUUUGGAGAUCCGACCGCGCUGAAGCUGCAUAAGGUGAACCAUACCAGCGAGCUUAAGUACCAUUGCACCAUUUGUGGGUGCAAUUUCAAGUAUCCGCACUCGCUGAAGAGCCACAUCCGGAGCCACAAUAACGAACGGAACCAUGCGUGCUCGUACUGUGAUAAGGCGUUCAUCACGGCCAACGUCCUGAAACGCCACAUCCGCACCCACACAGGUGAACGACCCUACCGGUGCGACCUUUGCGCCAGAGCGUUCGCCUCGGACUGGAACCUGGCGAUGCACAAGAAGUCGCAUCACGACAUCCAGGUCACCAGGUCCUCCUCCUCCUCCUCCGGCCGGAGACCGUCAUCAUCCGCCGCCAGGUCAAAGCCGAACGGACCACCGUUUGCGUGCGAUCUGUGCAAGUCCAGCUUCCGGCUCAAAGCCAACCUCAAGAAACACAAGGCGAUUCACGAGAAACAGAAGCGACUGGCCGCCGAGAAGUAACGU
Molecule: messenger RNA, 1401 nt
Organism: Culex quinquefasciatus (southern house mosquito)
Lineage: Eukaryota; Metazoa; Arthropoda; Insecta; Diptera; Culicidae
Product: zinc finger and SCAN domain-containing protein 12
Exons: 4
Coding region: 40-1398 (452 amino acids)
Biological process (GO): regulation of transcription by RNA polymerase II
Cellular component (GO): nucleus
Molecular function (GO): zinc ion binding; RNA polymerase II transcription regulatory region sequence-specific DNA binding; DNA-binding transcription factor activity, RNA polymerase II-specific
Source: RefSeq, a predicted model, not a curated record